AUGUCGACCACCACCAAGAAAACCCUCCUCCUCGGCGCCGGCUUCGUCUGCGAGCCCGUCAUCCAAGCCCUCUCUGAAGCAGGCGUUCACGUCACUGUCGCCUGUCGCACUCUGCAGAGUGCUCAGACUCUAGCCAGCAACUACAAAAACACAACAGCCAUCGCCAUCGACGUUUCCCGCGACGCUGCGGGCCUGAACGACGCCAUCACCAACACAGACAUCAUCAUCUCCCUCAUACCCUACAUCUACCACGCCACAGUCGUGGAGGCCGCUAUCACCCAUCGCAAACCCGUCGUCACAACCAGCUACAUCUCCCCCGCACUAUGGGCGCUCGAUGAAAAAGCCAAGUCCGCAGGAGUGACAGUGCUCAACGAAAUCGGUCUAGAUCCGGGUAUCGACCACCUGUACGCUGUCAAGACAAUCGACGAGGUGCAUCGUGCGGGAGGGCAGAUUCGAUCGUUUACAAGCUGGUGUGGUGCACUUCCUGCUCCUGACAAUGCGGAUAACCCGCUGGGGUAUAAGUUCUCGUGGAGUCCGCGGGGUGGUCUUCUUGCAUUGUUGAAUUCGGCACAGUGGUACAAGAAUGGGGAGCUGGCUACGGUGGAAGGGAAGGACUUGAUGGCUGCUUCAGAGCCACAGAGUAUAGUUGAUGGCUUUGAUAACCUGGUUGGGUUUCCGAAUCGGGACGCGGUUGGGUUUCGUGAAUUUUAUCGUAUUCCUGAGGCGGGGACUGUAUUCCGCGGGACUCUGCGCUAUGCCGGGUUUCCAGAGAUUAUUCGUGCCUUGGUGGCUAUUGGGUACUUCUCGCAGGAUGAAAUUCCUGCGUUGAGCGUGACAUCGUCCGCCGCUGUUACUUGGCUGCAGUUGACUGCACAAUUGCUGGGUCUGUCGGUCGAAUCCUCCGAAGGAACGGUACAGGAUGCUGUAGCGGAGAGGGUAGCUUCUUUUCUGUCGACCGAAGAAGUCAGUCGUGUGAUCACUGGUCUUCGUUGGAUUGGCUUAUUCGAUGCGAGUGCUGUGGGUGGGCGUGGUACGCCUCUUGACACACUGUGUGCAGUAUUGGAGCGGCGGAUGGCCUACGAGCCAGGCGAGAGGGACAUGAUCAUUCUGCAACAUGCGUUUGACAUUGAAUAUGCGGGUGGGUCAAAGGAAAAGAGGACGAGCACGCUCGUUGAAUACGGAGAGCCAACUGCUCCCGGGUCGCGCAGUGCUAUGGCGAAAUUGGUGGGAUUGCCUUGUGCAGUGGGCGUACUGGCAGUGUUGGAGGGUCGGAUUUCGCAGAAGGGAAUGGUGGCACCGUGGACGACUGUAGAGAUAGCGCGUUUGCUGCGUGAGGAACUGAGUGAGCGGUUUGGAAUUGAGUUACAGGAGAGGGUUGUUGGAUAG
Messenger RNA from Aspergillus tubingensis, 1386 nucleotides. Its product is annotated as aminoadipic semialdehyde synthase. The coding region runs from base 1 to 1386 and encodes 461 amino acids. Gene Ontology annotation, cellular component: cytoplasm. The transcript has a single exon. Gene Ontology annotation, molecular function: saccharopine dehydrogenase activity. The record is from RefSeq and is a predicted model, not a curated record. Lineage: Eukaryota; Fungi; Ascomycota; Eurotiomycetes; Eurotiales; Aspergillaceae.